AUGGGCCCCUGUACCCCCUCCUCAUGCUGCUGCCAGGCCCGUAAUCUGCCAUGGGCCCCUGUACCGCCUCCUCAUGCUGCUGCCAGGCCCGUAAUCUGCCAUGGGCCCCCGUACCGCCUCCUCAUGCUGCUGCCAGGCCCGUAAUCUGUCAUGGGCCCCUGUACCGCCUCCUCAUGCUGCUGCCAGGUCCAGAGUGUCAUGGGUCCCUGUACGGCCUCCCAUUGCUGCUGUCUCCAUCGCCACACUCUGCCAUGUGCCACUUUCAGGUCUCCUCACACUGCUGGUGGGUUCCAUUUUGUCAUAGGGUGCUGGCAGAUUACGGGCCUCCCAUUGCUGCUGCCAGGCCCGUAAUCUGCCAUGGGCCCCCGUACCGACUCCUCAUGCUGCUGCCA
This is a messenger RNA of Staurois parvus, 392 nucleotides long. The record is from the annotation of a GenBank genome assembly. Lineage: Eukaryota; Metazoa; Chordata; Amphibia; Anura; Ranidae.